AUAAAUCUAUCUACUGAGGAUCGAGAGCUAGUUAGUAUACAUGGCGAUAUCCCAACCCCAGCCUUUGCUUCUUCCUCUCCUUGUGUCACUCUUUUUCUUGCCUACUGCUUUGGGCGCAACCGAUUUCCAUAACUGCAAUCCCUUGCGUAAGUAUCCCGUUAAAGUCAAGACUGUGGAGAUAUCUCCAGACCCGGUUAAGAUUAACACUAAUGGAAACAUUACGAUAACCGGUUCUACAAGCAUAGACAUCCCUGAUGGAGCAACUGUAAAUCUCAACCUUAGGAGAUAUGAUGUUCUUAUCUCUAAUAGAAGCUACUCCUUAUGUGAUAUAGUGGCGUGCCCUGUUGCAUCUGGCCCCAUUGUGGUUAAUUUUUUUAACGUAUUCACUCAGCGAGAACUAACACCAUGGGGAUAUUUUGUUUCAAUAAGCAUCACCGCGGAGCACCAGGAAGACCCAAUGAUGUGCGUCUCGUUCACAUGUAGGAUUACAAGUGAACAAACGUCUCUGCUUUAGGCAAGCUACCGCGUAAAACUAUGUUCCAUGUCUUUUAUAUAUGAGUCUGAUCUAUUAAGCUUGUAUGGACGGUAAUCCUAAUGUUUGUAUCUUUUAUUAACAUUUAUGUGUGUCGUCCC
Eruca vesicaria subsp. sativa (arugula) is the source of this 633-nucleotide messenger RNA. Lineage: Eukaryota; Viridiplantae; Streptophyta; Magnoliopsida; Brassicales; Brassicaceae. The record is from the annotation of a GenBank genome assembly.